GACCUACCUGUUUGCGACCUUGGUCCAGAAUCUUCAAACCUUGGUUUUGGACGAGGCCGACCGGCUCUUGAGCCUGGGCUUCCUGCCUGAGGUGCGGGAGAUCGUGUCGUACCUUCCCACGCAGCGCCGCACCAUGCUCUUCUCUGCAACCAUGCCUGAAAGUGUCAUGGAUGUGGUGUCCAAAGCAUGCCGUGGCAACUACCGCUACAUCGACUGUGUUGGGGAGGAGUCCCAGUCAACUGCCAGCACUGCGGAGCAGUCCUACGUGGUCUUGAACGGGCACCAGUGCCUCGCAGCGCUGUACAACCUCAUCAUGAACGAGAUGGCUGCAGACAGGUAUGGUUACAAAAUCUUGGUCUUCUUUGCCACAGCCCGACUGACAACCUUCAUGGCCCAGUUCUUCCGGGAGCAGCUGCGAAUAGGCGUCUACGAGAUCCACAGACGACGUGAUGCUGAUGCACGGAUUGCGACACAAGAGCGCUUCAAGGAAGCGCAGUCCGGCAUCCUCUUUUCCUCAGAUGUCUCGGCUCGGGGCAUGGACUAUCCCAAUGUGACUCUCGUGCUGCAGUUCGGAGCACCAGCAACUCGAGAGAUGUACAUCCACCGAGUGGGUCGCACGGCACGUGCAGGCAAGAGUGGCCAAGCUGUCCUCAUUCUGGGAGAACUUGAGAGCUCCUUUUUGACAGCGGUGCAGGACUUGCCCAUCCGGCAGCAUGAGAGGGCAGAGGAGUUGAAGCGAGUCAACGAGUUGCUCAUCAAGGCGACAACUUCCUGGCUUGCCUCUGCACCGCUUCGGGCAGCAGCCAGUGCCGCUUUCGCCUCACUUCUCGUCCACUACAAGGCUACACAUCGGAUCUUGCACAUGGAGGAUGAUGCUGUCAUUCAGGCUGCGAGCGAUCUUCUGCUUGGCUGUGGACUAGUCGAUCAACCCGUGAUCUCACGGCGCUUGGGUGUCAUGCUUGGCCUCGAGAAGAAUCCCUUGAUCCAAUGUGCGAGGCGGAUCGGAGAGCAGGACGACGUGCUGCAGGAGCAAGAACUUCCAGGAGCUGUUGGCCCCUGGAGAGGGUGA
Messenger RNA from Symbiodinium necroappetens, 1069 nucleotides. The record is from the annotation of a GenBank genome assembly. Lineage: Eukaryota; Dinophyceae; Suessiales; Symbiodiniaceae.